CAUCACAGUUAAACUUUGAAGGAGGUUGAAGCCGCGAAGGGUCUUUAAAAACCCGAGUGCACAUAUGCGUGGAGGUCUGCCGUGAGUCAGUAGAGUUCACUACUGAACCGUCGCGGAGAGACGUUUCCGCCCACAAGAAAGAUGGCGGCUCCCUUGCUGGAGAAUCUGUCGGAGUCCUUAGGUUCCCCGGAGCCAGCGGUUCGACUAAUAUUAUCUAUAAUAAUCGGGUAUCCCUGUGCUCUUGUGUACCGGCGGUUCUUGUUCUACCAGCCUGCCGCAGUUAUACACUUGUUCCACGUGUUCUCCGGAGUGGCUCUAGCAGCAUUCAACUUUGGCUCUCAGAUCUAUCACUCCGCAGUAUGCAUCCUCAUCCAAUUCCUGAUGCUGAGGCUCAUGGGAAGGACGGUAACAACUGUCCUGAGCAGCUUUACCUUUCAAAUGGUAUACCUGCUGGCAGGGUAUUACUACACAGCGACGGAGGAGUAUGACAUCAAGUGGACUAUGCCUCAUUGUGUCCUCACACUCAAACUUGUUGGUUUGACAUUUGAUUACUAUGACGGCGGGAAGGAACCAUCCCAGUUGAGUUCAGAACAGAAGAAAGCAGCUCUGCCUUCUGUGCCCUCUCUGCUCGAAGUGUGCGGCUUUUCCUACUUCUAUGGAGGCUUCCUGGUGGGGCCCCAGUUUACAUUGCGCAGCUACCAGAGGCUGGUGGCAGGGGAGCUCUCCGACUGCCCAGGAAAGCCUCCAAACAGCAUUGUGCCGGCUUUGAAGAGGUUUGCUCUGGGUUUUCUCUGCUUGGCGAUAUAUGCAAUAUUUAGUCCCUAUUACCCAGACAGUUACUUCUUAACAGAUGAGUAUGAGGCUCAGCCCUUCUGGUAUCGUUGUGUGUUUUUACUGAUUUGGGCUAAAGUCAUUUUGUAUAAAUAUGUCAGCUGUUGGGUUAUAGCGGAGGGUGUAUGUAUAUUAUCUGGACUAGGCUACAAUGGUGUAGUGGAUGGGAAGCACCAGUGGGAUGCCUGUGCCAAUAUGAAGGUGUGGCUCUUUGAAACCACGCCGCUUUUUGGAGGAACCAUUUCUUCCUUCAACAUCAACACAAAUGCCUGGGCUGCCAGACAUGUCUUCAAGCGGUUGAAAUUCCUGGGCAAUAAAACCCUCUCUCAUGUGACCACACUCUUCUUUCUGACGAUUUGGCAUGGUCUUCACUCCGGAUACGUCUUGUGCUUCUCCAUGGAGUUCUUCAUCAUCACUGUAGAGAGACAGGCCCUUGCACUAGUGAGGGACAGUCCCUUGCUGACAAAGCUGGCCAACAGCGCAUUCUACCCUCUCAUCUAUAUAGUCCAACAGUUUCUCCACUGGCUCUUCAUGGGCUACCCUCUAGUGCCAUUCUGCCUCUUCACCUAUGACAAAUGGCUCAAGGUGUAUUCGUCCAUCUAUUUUUGCGGUCACGUAUUCUUCCUCGUAGCCUUUUUAAGCAUACCAUACCUCCGUAAGGUGCUGGUGCCUAGGAAAGAGCGGAGUCCGAUAAAGCAGGACUAAAACUUGGUAAUAAGAUCUGGCAUGGUCCAUCUAAGGCUAAAUAUCCACUGAAGGGAACUGUGACUUUCAUGGAGCAGAAUGGAAUAUUAUUUAUAUAUAUAUAUAUAUAUAUAUAUAUAUAUAUAUCCCCAUGUAAAAAUAAAAUUCUAUAUAUUUUUGUGUUUUAAA
Messenger RNA from Micropterus dolomieu (smallmouth bass), 1704 nucleotides. It is a transcript of the gene lpcat3, whose product is annotated as lysophosphatidylcholine acyltransferase 3. Gene Ontology annotation, biological process: phosphatidylcholine biosynthetic process; lipid modification. Gene Ontology annotation, cellular component: membrane. The record is from RefSeq and is a predicted model, not a curated record. Gene Ontology annotation, molecular function: lysophospholipid acyltransferase activity; 1-acylglycerophosphocholine O-acyltransferase activity. Bases 142 to 1536 code for a protein of 464 amino acids. NCBI's taxonomy places the organism in Eukaryota, Metazoa, Chordata, Actinopteri, Centrarchiformes, Centrarchidae. The transcript is spliced from 13 exons.